AUGUAUCUGGCUUUCCUUCUUAUCUUCAUUUUGUUCACUAGCCCUGCAAUAUCAAUUGAUUGUGGAGAGGAUCGAUGUUUUGGAAAUCCGCAAAACUGCGAUUCCCCUGAAAAUUGUCAAUUUUUAUUUAAUUUUGAUACAAAUGGAAAUCUCGAUCUUCAUCUCAAAAACUUCACCCUACUUGAUUCACAAGCUUACGCGGCAUUUCGAGUUGGCGAGUGGCAAAAUGAAACAUGCACAUUUUUGCUGUGUCUUCCACAUGCUCAAAAAAUGGUGCGAGCAAUUUCCAAACUAGGAGAUCCCAUCACAGUUGUCAAAUCUGAGAUUAGGAGCGAAAAGGUCAAGAAAAUCGAUAAAAAUCAGUUCGUGUGCUCUUUUUCGAAAAAUGAGCUUUUCAAAUAUUAUCAACAUGAGCAAUGGUUUUUUGUGUCAACUGGAGUAUUUAAUGGUGAGUUAGUUGUGGAAUGUUUUUUUUGGUGAAUUUCGGUAGUUUUUUUAGAAACUGAAAAACUUGUGAUUGUGGAUGGCGAACAACUUUAUGCAUUCCACGCAGAUUCUGAUGGUUAUGUUGAAUAUGAUUAUGAAUAUGAAGAUGCAGAGAAAAAUGAUAUUGAACCAAAGAAAGAACUAGAGACCUCAAAGCCAUCUGUGGAAUUUAUCCCAGUUAAAGUGGAUUAUUCAGUUCCAUCUGAACAGCCUGGAAUGGAAUUUAAAACUGGAGCUGAAGCUGAAAAUGAAACUGAAACUAACAAUAAUUUGAUAUACAUUGAUGAUAAUUCAAAAUUGUGAGUUUGAAGAAUUUUUUAGAUCAAAACGGAACGUUUUUCCAGGGAAGAAGAUGAAGACGAGGACGAAAAUGAUUACGAGUAUGAAGAAGAGGAAGAGAACAACGAGAUGGCUACAAAAAAUGCCGCUAAAAUUAUGUAUGACACUUUUUUUUGCUUGUCUUUUUUAAUGGAUAUGAGAAUCCUAUAG
Molecule: messenger RNA, 975 nt
Organism: Caenorhabditis angaria
Lineage: Eukaryota; Metazoa; Nematoda; Chromadorea; Rhabditida; Rhabditidae
Source: the annotation of a GenBank genome assembly